Messenger RNA from Coccidioides posadasii C735 delta SOWgp, 2280 nucleotides. RefSeq lists its product as uncharacterized. Gene Ontology annotation, biological process: intein-mediated protein splicing. The record is from RefSeq and is a predicted model, not a curated record. Lineage: Eukaryota; Fungi; Ascomycota; Eurotiomycetes; Onygenales; Onygenaceae.
AUGGCGCGACAAUGGCCCCCAGAUUACAUGGACAUCUUUCAAGGAUUUGAAUUGAUCAACGGAAACACCUUCGAUUCACCAUAUGGAACCCUUCCUCCGACGGAAGACCCCGUUAUCCUCGAGUUGUUCAGUAAAACGCAGGUUGCGCCAUCUGGGCCUUUCCACAACCAUCCAGCCAUCUUGAUGACAGUCAACUACCUGCAGAAGCAGCAUGACUGGAGCUGGAGAGACAAAGAAGCGUACAAGAAAAUAUUCCCAGGACUGAACCGAAGCCUUUCGCCGGAUAGCAUUACCAUCGAAAGGCCUGACAAUGCCAGGUUGAAUACAGGCGCGUAUGGCCUGCUGGGGAAGUGCUUUGCCAAUUAUGGCGGUAAAUACUCCGAUAACGUCAAUACUGGUAAAUGCGAUUCCGAGAUCCGGAGCCUGGAUCAAUACAUACGGCAAAAUGGCACGUUUUUAUUUGCUGAAUACCUGCGCCAUUCCCGCGGGAUGGCACCGAGCGCGUCGAAAGUCGCGCAAUAUAAAUCUUUACUCCUAUCCCAUGCAUAUCGUUAUUUGAAAGAGGCACAGUAUGUUUCGGGAAGUUGGUCCAACGCGGAACUUGAGAUGUACAUGCAUUUUGUUAAGCUUCUAGCCUGUGGUGCUUCGCAGGCUGAGGUGCGGGAUGUUUACCGCGAAUUGACAACGGUGGAACCGAUACUGAGUCCAUCUGCAUUUCGCGCAAUAACAGACACAAGGUGGACGUCGUACGGGGCGUGGUUGGGCUCCGGUAUUCUGGACUGGGGAGAUAUGAACGCAAAGAACCUUGCGGAUUAUGUUAUGAUAGGAGGACGAUCGAAACUCGAGCUGGCGUAUAAAUAUCUCCAGAGAUUCGACUACUACGCAAGCUCCGGUUCAUGUUUUGCCGCAGGAACCCAAGUCGCUUUAGGGAAUGGAGCUUCGAAGGCUAUCGAGGAUAUCCAAGAAGGAGACCAAGUCGCUUCAAGCUUGUUCGGAAGUUUCGAAGAAAACGAAGCCAAAGCAACAGUUGCCUUCGUAUCUAAGAUAAGAAGAAAAGGGAGAACCCUAUUUGCUUACCGGUAUGCUCCCAGCAUCAAAUUUAGCGACACACAUCCUCUUGUCCCUGAACCCAAGAGCAACGAUAUUAGGGGGCCGCAUCUCCUGUUCGUAGACCCAGAGCGUGCAACAAGUGUCAAUCCAACCUGGCAAUCCAUCCCGACAAUCAAGAUAUCGCCUGACGAGUUGACACCUCAUCCGCCUGGUACCAUAAACGGGGAUGAAGAGUUCCUGUACGAUCUUGUGCUGGAGCCUCCAGCGGGGUCAAAUGCGGUAGCAAGGACAUACACGGUCAUCGACCCCAACGGCCAAUGUCUCAAAGCCCUGAGUGAGGCUCCGAUAUUUGAAUGGUUCCCGUACGCGACGAAGUUUUUCGAAAGGCUCUUCGCAGUACUUCGACAAGAUAAACAAGAGAUGUCCUCAUUGUUCAGGCUGCUUUGUGAUGAGCACAUCGAUUUUACCGGCAUGCUGAACAACGCCAUUCGAGAAACUGGCAUCCAGAUGCAGUCUCGACAGCAAUUGACAAACAAGGAAUCAGGCUUUGUUGUCGCCUCGAGGUUCUUGACCGCGGAUGAAGGCAAAGGAUACGCUAUGAAUCAGAGCAUAGCGGAUUUUGCUGAAAAACUGAUAUCAUUGUUGGGCCGACAAAUAAAUAAUAUGAUCUUGACCGGGUGGGCGAACACAGUCGCAUCGGAGGAGAACACAAGGGGGCAACCGGCGACCACCGUUCUUCUUCUCCACUCACUUCAUAUUCUCGACUCCCCUCGCCCAGCUCAGGCAAGAGUUGAUAAUUUCAAGGGCCUUAAAGUAUCUGUCAUCCAAGAUGGGACGGAGGUAGCAUCCGAGGCGAUCAAUGCAACAGUUCGAGGCUGGCAGACCUUUGAGAUCGGCAGGGGGAUUGGGAUUGGCAAUCCUUCCUUUACAAAACACGAUGACAGGGAAACCAUCAGCGUGAAUCUUGAGAUCCAUGACGUCGGGGCCGGGAUCGUAUACCAUGGCGGCGGACCCGUACACGAGGGUGUAGACACUCGGAUAGCCCUUGCGGGUGAAUCCGGCGAUGAAUAUGCCGUUUUAGAGGCAAAAUUGCAGCGAAUGCAUCAAGAUACACUGGAAAGCCAGUUCUCGUGGGGCGAUUCGGAGAGAGCAACCGUUGCAGACGUGCUGGGAGAGUGCUUUGCAGAGAAAAUGAUUGAUGCGCUUAGAAAGUCAAAUGAAUCGGAGUAA